Messenger RNA from Caenorhabditis sp. 36 PRJEB53466, 5558 nucleotides. Lineage: Eukaryota; Metazoa; Nematoda; Chromadorea; Rhabditida; Rhabditidae. The record is from the annotation of a GenBank genome assembly.
AUGUCGUCGAGGUCCUCGCGGAGAAGUGCCGGUAAUACCAACCAACUAAACAGAUGUACAAUUCCGUUAUGGGACAAAAAGCGUCUUGUAAAGGUAAUGAAAUAUAGAACUUUGAAUUUAUGAACGACAUUUUUCCUAGGAGCUGCAUGAGCGUGGUCUAGAUACUAGCGGAACUCAACCGGAUCUCGCGGAACGUCUCCUCGGCUUUUUGGAUGGCAUCGUUGUGCCAACAGCAUCCACGUCUGCUCCUGAAGCAAAACCAGUCACACCAGCAGUAUGUCAUCAUAACGAUUUUCAGUUGAACAUUUUUGAAUUUCAGAAGAAGCCGUCUGUUAAAAAGACUCCAGCUGCGACACCGAAAACUCCAAAGCCUGCAAAGUCGACCCCAAAAGCUAAAAAAAAAGCCACAAAGGGAAAGACGGUGAAGACAGAGGAAGUGGACGAAGAAGAGGAGUCAGAAGUUGUCGAGGAGGCUGAAGAGCAAGAAGAAGCAGCAGCAGAAGUUCCGACCUCUUCAACUGCGGCACCGCCUAUUUCUGUUAAAGAAGAGCCAGUCGUCAAUGAGGAAGAGGCGGAAGCUGAGCCUUCGGAGCCAGUUCAGCCAAAUCGACGAAAUUCCAAAAAACAGAAUAAGGAGAAUGCUACUCCGGUAAGCAGAUAAAUACAGAGAAUCAACUAAUGUAUUUUGAAAGGAGUUACAGGCUGUCAAACCCAAAAGAAGGCCGGUGACUGUCAAAACGGAGCCGGAAGAUGAAGAUGCAGAUGGAGAUGCUGGUGCGACGUCUUCUGAUGGACCCUCUUCAUCUGCCGUCGCUGCCACGGAGCAAAACGGUUUUGACGUAACUGCGGCCGGCGAUGAGAAGAGAUCCAGGCGGAAGAGCGCGAGACUUUUGGCCUCUGAGCAAAUGGAAGUGGACGAAGAGCCAACUACUGAGGAUGAAGAAAUGGCAGCCGAAGAAGAACCGGCUGUUGCGCAGGAGUCUCCGACGAUCCGGAGCAUAAAAUUGGAGGAGCCAGACACGGCGCAGCAAGAAGAGGUUAUUGUAAAACCGAAGGAAAAGGAGAAGAAGUUGGUGAGAGUGAAGGAGGAAGUGGAUUCAGACGAUAGUUGUGGCAAAAUCGGAAAAGCCGCUUCUUCCACUUCAUCUUCCGAUCCUGACUUCCAAGUGAACCGCCCUUCUAAGCAUAAAGAUCAUGCGGAGAGCUCCGACAGCUAUAAUUAUCAUCAUCAACGGAAAGUGGAGAAGUCCGACAAAGUGAAGAAAAUCCGACACUCGACGAAUUGCGCGCCAGUCCCACCGCCAAAGCCAAAGCAGUCGGAUUGGCAGGUUCAGUGGGCUGCCAAAAUGGCUGAGCACAAGAAGAAGGAAGAGGCGAAGCAGCCAUCUGCUGCUCCUGUUGCGGAGAAAAAAAAUGAGGGAAAGCCGAAAGGUGAACAAGUUGUGAAGAAAAAGAAGCAAGACGGCGGUGGCUCUUUGGAUACGAUUGCCGCGCUCAUGUCGUCGACUAUUGCGGAGAAGGAGAAAGUUGAGAAGAGUACGGACCACAUGAGCUCUAUUGUUUUAGUUAUAUUCGUUGUUUUUUUUUCAGAACCAUCGGUGGAUGUCCCAAGAGUUGGCGGUGGAUCUGAUGCCACUGCCACCGAGUACAGUCACGGAUUUGUGCAGAAGGCAGUCGCACAAGGUGCCCCACUACUCUCUCCGCAUCCAAAACCGCUCCAAUAUCCGACGAUUUCGUUCUUCAAUCCACCUGUCGCUCAGACGAAACCUCAAGUGUUCUCCACGAUGCUCCCUCCACCACCACCUCCACCAAUGCUCGGAGUCGCUCCGAGGCGUCGGUCGAGAUUCGAUCAGCCUCCCGUCGACUUUCCCCCUCAGUUUUAUGCGAAGGCGGUGAGUUCGUAACGGAUAAUAUCACAGAAGACAAUAAAUUGUUCGAUUUGCCCUCUCCCCGGCUGUCAAAACACUGACGGCUCCCGCUUUCCCUUCUUUUCCACUCUUUGUUCUUUUUUAUUCUACUGACACGGAUAUCCAUAUUCCGAACUUUUACCAUAUUUCAAGUAUUUCAUCCUUUUCCGUUCCUCCCCGGCUCCCCGUCUAACCCAUUCCAUAUUAUAGAAUGCUCCUCCGCCAACUCUCACCACCGCCAUACAGAUCUCAAGACGAUCUUCGCCGCCACCGCCGCCCCCGCCGAAACGAACAGACGGAAUCCCGCCGCCGCCACCGAGACCUCCAAUUCUAGCGCCUCCCGCUGUUUCCUCGACUACAACCGAUUUGCAAAGAGUGAGUAAUUCCGCUUCCUUCUCAUUAAAACUAUUUUUUUUCCGUUUCAGAGAGUCCAAGAACUGUUCGCUGGAGAAUCUUCAUCGCCAGUGCCUGUUGUUUUCGCUCCUCCGACUGCCCCUCCUCCUGCAGCCCAAAAAAACAUCUCACCCCCGCCUCCGCCGCCACCGCCAAGGCUCAAGCCUGUUGAAGUUUCUGUGAAGCGUCCGUUGGUGAAGGAAGAGUUGCAGGAGGAUGAGGAUGAAGAUGGCGACGAGGAGUUCGUCAUCCGAGAUACGGUUAUAGAGAGCUCGGAGCCAGCUGCGAAGAUGAUCAAGCUGGAGCAGCGACCCAUUGAAGCGCCGCAGACUGCAGAGACCAACGGAAUGUACGAGGAACCGGCUCCGAAGGCGAUCAACAAGGCCGAGGAGCUCAAGAAGAAAGCCGCGAUUAAUGAGGAGAGACGCCGGAGAGCCAUGGAGCUCGGAGAGGGAGAAUACGAUCCGAUGGAAGCUGGAGCCGAUGAGGAAUCCACUUUGGUCUAUGAUUAUCGUCCGUCGAAUGCGGAAGACAUAGGAGAAGUCGACGAGAUGGAUGAUGAAGAAAUGGACGAAGCGGAAGAUGAAGAAGACGAAGAAGCAGCUGGAGAUGAAGAGGAAGAGCAGGAGGAAGAGUCCGAAAGUGCGGAAGAGCCGAAAGAUGAUGAGGACAAAGAGGAUGAUGGUCCGAUGGCGUUCAACGAUGCUAGAGACCUUCUCAAGAUCCUUCCUGUUCUCGACGCUCUGUCGACUGCUGCAGAAGCAAGAAAGGAUCAGUAUGCACAGAUAGAGAAUGAUAUUCCGAUGGAAUCUCUGCUCAAAAGACACGAUGAAGAGAAGCCGGAAGAAGUGUAUUAUCAUGGAGAGCCGGUGCCAGAAGUGGAUGAGAACGAGCUAUACGAGAUUGCAGCUGGUAUCAAGCCGAAGAAGAAAGACAAGAAGCCGUUGGUGCAGGUUCCUGACGAAGAGAGACUUCCAGCAGAUGUGGAGACCAUUGAGCUGGAUUACUGUGAGUUUGUGCAUUGGAAAAGAGCGAUAGAGUAUUCUGGAAUUUGCAGAUAACGCGGAUAUACACGUGAAGAGCGCCGAUAAGAAUAUAUGGCAGAUCGAGCCGUUCUGUCAGGAUGGAUUGGCUCUCAUGUGGGGAGGAGUUCGUUCCAACUUCGGAAUCACCCUUCCAUUUGUCAAAACCGACAAGGACAAGGCGUCGAAACUCGGAUUCCAGAUUCAAAUCGAAGCUUUUCAAUCGAUUCAACAUCUUCCCACCGAGUUUAUGCAUGACGGAGGGGACGUUCGGAUCGGAUUCUCGCUCGGAAGCGCUCCAAUUGUACUCGGAGAGUACACGGGCUCCUGGUGCAUCACGGCGUCGGGAAAGCGUGCCACCAACAAUCACUUUUACGACUUUGGCCAUACUUUCGACAUUGGAGACGUUGUCACUUGCAUCUUGGACCUUGUGCAAGGAUCAAUUUCGUAUUUGAUCAAUGGAAAGGAGGUCGGAACUCCGUACGACAAAAUUCAGUUCAGAGAGGGAGACGUCAUUUUCCCGACGAUUUGCACGAAGAACUCGAAUAUUAAUGUGAAUUUGGGACAAGAUUUGUCUGAUGAAAAGUGGAGUAUCAAUGAAGAUCGUGACUGGAUGUUCAUCACUGAAAUGGAUCGUUCUCAUCUCGUCCGCUCUCACGUCGCCCCAGGGGCCAAAAAAGACUGUACCGUCCUGAUGACUGUCGGACUUCCGGGAGUCGGAAAGACUACUUGGGUUCGUCGUUAUUUGGCCGAGCAUCCGCAUGAGCACUGGACUCUCAUCAGCGCCGACAUGGUGAUGGACGCGAUGAAAGUGAACGGAGUGUCCCGAAUACGCCUUCCGUCCCUCAAACGUCCCGAUUUCCUGCGCGGAAUCAUCGGAAAGUCGAUGGCUCGGCUCAUUCUGCUGGCUCCGCGUCGUCGAAAGAACUACAUUCUGGACAUGACCAACUGUAUGGCAGAUAAAAGAAAACGCAAACUGAUGGCGUUCGAGGAGUUCAAUCGGAAGUGUAUGGUGUUUGUGCCCGAGGAGGAUGUGCAUCAGAAGCGACUUCUCAGACAGGAACACGCGGAAAACGAAAAGCUGGAUACGGACGCGUUGAUGCAGCACAAAGCGGCCAUGUCGCUGCCGACCGUUGAAGUCGGUGAGCCUUGCGAAGAGGUGAUCUUCAUUGAUCCGCCACCGCCAAACGAGCAAUGGGCGUUCGAUCGCGUCGCCAAAAUGAACUACGAGUGCCGUUCGUGGUUAGUGGUUCCGGGAAGAAGACGUGGAGGCGGUGGAUAUCACUCGCACGGGCACGGAGGAAAUAAUCGAGGAAACUAUCACAACGAGCACUACCAGCCGCAAUUCAAUAGACCGUCGACAAGUGGUCCACCAUCCGGAGGCAACCAGUACGGAGGACAUUCACAGCCCUCGCCUCGUCCCAUGACGAUCACCCACACCACCUUCUCGUCCGGAAACUCUGGAAACGCGCUUUCCUCUCCUUCGGUCUCGAAUCCGGUCCCCGCGCCUGUGACUACGCCUUUCAAUGUGAAGCCGCCAAUUGUUCAGCAGCAGCAGGCCACGAUCAUCCUUCCGCCAGUCAAGAUCACCACUCCGAAACCGCAGGUCACUUCGGCUCAGCCGUCUCCGGUUGUGAAGAAGCAGAGUAACUUCUCGUUCCCACCUGUCCAGACGAAGGUCGAAGUCUCGGUUUGCGCUUUCAGCUUCUCAUCCUUCUAGACAAUGUGUAUUUCAGCAACCACUGACCCUGAACACCUCGUUGCCACGAAAGUCGUUCGACAUGGGAGGUCCUUCCUCGGCGCUCUCUUCCGGAGGACGCUCGUCGUUCAGUGCAAGCACGAACUCGCCACGCUUCGGGUACCCGUCCAAAGAGCUGAUGACUCCGACGAGUGUUCCGCCGCAGGCGCUCAUCAACCCGAUGGCAGCACAGCCGUCGCCGCUACUCGUUUCGCAGCCGCCGCCGAUGGUUGUAAUGCCGCCGGUGCAGAUCAGACCACCGCCAGUUAUGCCGGUCUUCCCGAUCGAUGUGGUAAAGAGUGUCUUGAAUAAAUGCGACGAAAGAGUUGUUAUUUUCAGACGGUACCACCGCCAAAUUUCACGGCGCCACCUCCUCCGCUCCGAUCGGUCCCUCCGCAUUUGUUGAUGUUCCACCAGCAGCAAAUGUCCGUGCCACCGCCGACUCAACUGCCGCCCCCGCAGUUCCCCUACCCUCCCCCUCAAUUUGCGCCACGUUAA